Trichogramma pretiosum is the source of this 4245-nucleotide messenger RNA. RefSeq names its product biotin--protein ligase (gene Hcs). NCBI's taxonomy places the organism in Eukaryota, Metazoa, Arthropoda, Insecta, Hymenoptera, Trichogrammatidae. Gene Ontology annotation, biological process: protein modification process. Gene Ontology annotation, molecular function: biotin--[biotin carboxyl-carrier protein] ligase activity. Gene Ontology annotation, cellular component: cytoplasm. The record is from RefSeq and is a predicted model, not a curated record. The transcript has 16 exons. Bases 656 to 3676 code for a protein of 1006 amino acids.
CCAUUAAUUAUUUGAAUUUGCACGUUUGGGAAAUAUUUCAUGAAUCACUCGAAAUUUCUUCGCUGUCAGGAUCUCUCGCGACGUACAUAACGCUACGCGUAAAAUGGUAUUUACUCGCUACAUAAGUAUUUUUGAAUUAAAAUGUAGUAUUUCGUUGAUCCUCGUGAAAUUAUUCAACUUGCAUUAUUCACGUAAAGACAAUUUCCAGUUCUAGAGGCGAUAAAGAAAGUUUCCUGCCUUAUCGCUGGAUCGCACCUUGCGCGCGAAUCUCCGCUCUCGCAGCAUGUGCCAUAUAGAUUUGUUGAAUUGGAUAGAAGCUAGCAGCAGCCAACACUGCGAAUCGAUCGCCCCAAAAAUCCAGAUGUCUCCACGACUCGCGUUAACGGUCUUGUCGUCUGCUUACACGCUAUUUAAUAACACUGUAUGUCUGCAUGGCCUGCUCCGAUAUUGCCUCGUAUAAGUGAAAACAUCAUGCCGUGUUGAUUACCUAAUUAUCUAUACCCCCAGCAUGUGGUCUCAGCACAGUGCUUGCCCGUAAAAAAUGCCAGGCUAUUUUUAAAUUAAUUACUUGCACAGAGCUGCAUCAAAAAUGUUAUCUCAUUCAUGUUAUCCAAAUUAGAAGUCAUUAGCUGCUGUUGCAGAUUAUUCCAUCAGUAUGCUCUUGACUGUAUUUUAUAUGCUUGCCACAUGGAUACAAUCGUGGAGACUUUCCUCUCUAAGAGGACGUCUUCAGGCAAUACUGCUAGAAUCAGAGGCUGCAAGGCCUUCUGUUAUGCUCUACACAGCCUCCCAACUUAGUAUCAAAGAUGAAUCAAAUAACGGUGCUUGCUGCAGUAAAUCGUUAAAUGGAAAUGGCAAUGGCAAUGGUAAAGGUAAACAUGAUCUGCUGAGCUCUCAUUUAUGCAGCAAUAGCAAUAUAGCUAAAUUAGGUGAUCUUUUGUGGUAUCAAGGAGAUAAACGACUCUGUACAAUAUAUCCUCAACAAAAAAUUGAUGUUUCAAGUUGGCUGCUGUAUCCAUAUGGGAGAACUAUUUUUCCCCUUUUCACUCACAACAAUUCUCAGACAUCUUUAUUACAAGAUACAAAAUUGCACGUAUUGAUAGAAGCUGAUUUGAAAAAAUUCAUUCCUCUUGCUUUUACCAAAGCCACUAAGCUUGAAGAUUAUGGUACAAUUGUUGCAUGGACUUCCGAUGACAUUUUUGCUGUAAUACUUGAAACAGAUUUAGAACACAUCACUAAAUUCUCUACUACUCUUAUGCAGGGACAGUGCUUCAUUAAUAAUGGAUUACCUGUGACUCGUAUCGAAUCUGUUUCAGUUAGUGGAAAACCUUGUGUGUGUAACUAUGAAAGAUUCAACUUUUCUGAAAGUAGAAAAUUGACUGGUAGUUCUCAGUGGAAUAGUUAUAUCAAAAAAUUAAGGCUUGUUAGCAGUGCUGCAAGAAUUGUAUCGGAACACAAUGAAUCUGUUGAAUUGAAAGAAAUUCCUGGUCUCAUUGUUUCACCUGGGUGCAAACCAAUUUCCUUACAACUACCUACUAUUUUAAAAAUAACAGAUCCUAAAGACAAAGCAGCUGUGAAUGAUUCAUCUGUUCCCUGCACUCCUCCACCCACUCCAGCUUCUGCAACAAAUACAGGGAAUGGAAACUCAUCUAAUCAAGCUUUGAAAAGUUCCAUCGAUCUACAUCCAUCACUGACUGAUUUAUCUAUAGGUUCCAUGUCAAAUUUGAGUACAUCUAGAUCUCAAGACUUUAUUCUUGAAGAAAGUUCACUAGAAAAUCUGAACGAAACAACGCCUUUGAGAAAUAUAAAAAAUUUAAAGAAAUACCAGAGCAGAGAUACCAGAGUAUCCAGCAUGGCAUCAUCUAGAUCUUCUUUAGCUAGUACAGUAAAUUUUUCGCCCUCAAGGAAAAUUGAUGGGAUUACUAAACCACCGAAUAUUCUAAUAUUUGCCGACAGCGCCAAUGCUAACGAUAACGUCCGGGGUGUUCUUGAAACUAUUCUGAAAGAAAACAAAUAUGUAAUUUACGCGUUAACGGUAGACGAAGCGAAAGAUGAUAAGUGGAUGGAUCAAGCAAAUCUUGUGAUAGUCUGUGGUAACGUCGGUGCGGACGUAGGCGCUCAGCUCGUCGAAUACAUAGUUCGUGGAGGCAAACUAUUAGCCCUUUGCUCCGAUAUUCUGAAGACUUUGCUGCCCGCCUUCAAGACGGCUGAGGUUCGCGAAAACGAGCUCGUGCGCUUUUCUUACGGCAAGUGGCAGCACGUCAGGAUGAUGCACCACGUAUUUUGCUAUCAGGCUUCACCUGUGAAGACCAAAUUCUCACACGAUCAAGAAGAUUCAGGAAGAUCGGCGACGCCACCGACGCCGAUUUCGACGACGAUAGUCGAUCGUCAAGGCAAGUCGCACACUUUCGGCGUGAGGGUGUUGGGCUCCGAGGAAACGUGGCACACGCCGAGCAUACUACUCGCCGACCAACCCGAGAGCGGUGGCAAGGCGGUUUUCUCGCAGAUCCAUCUCGAGGCUGAUCCGUCGCAGUACGAGCUCGAGGAGAGUAAAUUCAACGCUUUGAAACAGAGCAAUUCCGCUCGCCUGGAAAUAUUCGCCGACUUGCUGGCUAAUCAUUUGGGAAUGCACGUGAAUCCCAAGCCCAGAGUACCGCCCGUUUAUACACCGGGGUUUUUUCUUGGCAAGCACGAGCUGAAAUUGGAAAUGCUGAAAAAUUUGAAGAGUAAGAUGGGCGAGAAAGAUGUAAUAAAGAAUUCUAAAAUGGAAAUACAAUUUUGCGGCACGACGAGCAACGCUAAACCUGCCAGUUCCAUGUUCCUUCCGGUAAUGGUGCACAGGUGUCCGGAAAAUUUUUCCACUGUAGAGUACUUCGAGAAUCUUAGUACCCGAGAAAUCGGACGCUUAGUAAUUUACACCGACAUAUUGACUUCCACAUGCGAUGUCGUUCAGGAUUUAGAGCUACAUCAUGGAUUGGCUGUCGUCUCACGUUUACAAACAAGGGGUCAAGGGCGCGGCAGGAAUUUGUGGCUCAGUCCUGAAGGUUGCGCCAUGUUCAACCUACAGCUUCACAUUCCAAGGGAUUCAGUUCUUGGUGGUCGCAUACCGUUGAUUCAGCAUUUAGUGGCAACGGCUAUUGUGCACGCAGUCAAGUCAAUGCCCGAUUACGAAAAUUUAGAUCUGAGAUUGAAAUGGCCUAACGAUAUUUAUACGAGUACUGGAUCGAAAAUUGGUGGACUUGUAGUUAAAUCAUUGCUUAAAUCGAAUACCUACAUAUGUGAUAUAGGUACAGGAAUUAAUCUGUCGAACAGUUCGCCCACAGUUUGCAUUAAUGACCUCGUCAAAAUUUAUAAUGAAAAAAAUUCUAAAAAACUAAAAAAAAUAACUACUGAAAAACUUAUAGCUCACGUCUUUAACCAUAUAGAGAGUUUGAUUGACGAAGUACAAAAAGGCAAUUUCAAAGGCUUUCUACAGUUAUACUACAAAUAUUGGCUGCAUACAGAGGCAGAAAUCACAGUUAUGCUACCGGACGAAACGGCACACGACGUGAAGAUAUCGGGAAUUGAUUUAUAUGGAUUUUUGCAAGUAGAAGAUAAACAAGGAAAAGUAUUCACAGUACAACCCGAUGGAAACAGCUUCGAUAUCAUGAGUGGUUUGAUCGCGCCAAAAAUAUAAAACAAAAUUAUUAAGCUAUUUAAAUUAUUGCAUAGUGUAAAAUUGUGAAUCUCCCGAAGAAUUUGCAUUUAUGAUAGUUGUUACAAGUCAUUAUACAUUAUGUCGAUGUCUCAACUUUUUAGACUGUUUUUUAUUUGUUAUUUUUAUAUUUUUUAUGUUUUAGUUUUUUGUCUUUGGUAUAGUCUUCCUAAUUAUUAUGACGUUAUCAAUAUAUGUAAUAUCACGAUGUAAAUAAAAUACUUGGGCAUUAAACGCAGUGCACAACCUUUAAUAGUCAAAGUUAAAUCAUCAAAAAUUUAAAUAAAUUUAAACGUAUACUUUAUCGCGUGAUAAUUUCAAAAAAUGUAUCGCUCUUCUCAUUAAUAUUCUAUAUGUAUGUACAUGGGAAACUGCCUACGUGAGAUGUGUAAAAGAUAUUAUAUUUAAAUAAUAUAUAUUUUAUGGGAAUAAUUCUACCUGUAAAACAAACAAAAAGUUAUAAAAUUAUUGUAAAUCUUAACAAUAUCCUCCAGAUGUGAUCUAGUUGUUGUUAAAUGGCUUAAAUAUAUCUUUUUUUGGUAUGAAAUAGA